GUUAAAGGACUGCCGAAAAGCGGUGUAUUCAAACUCUAUAUAGAAAAUGGCGUAGUGAGUAGAGUGGUUUCGUUAUUUUUAAUUUAAUGAUCCAUGUUAAUAGUUUUCUGUUUCAAACUGUUGCAAGUUACGAGAAAUUAAGAUGGCGGAAAAAUUUGAUAAUCUGGAGGAGCAUCUGGAGAAAUUCGUGGAAAACAUCCGACAGCUGGGGAUCAUUGUGAGCGACUUCCAGCCUAGCAGCCAGGCAGGACUCAACCAAAAACUGAAUUUUAUGAUCACUGGAUUACAAGACGUUGACAAAUGUCGGCAACAGCUGCAUGACAUAAAUGUACCACUGGAAGUAUUUGAAUACAUUGAUCAGGGUCGAAAUCCCCAGCUGUACACUAAAGAGUGUUUGGAGAGAGCCUUGGCAAAGAAUGAGCAGGUCAAAGGAAAGAUUGAUACAAUGAAGAAAUUUAAAAGCCUUCUCAUCUUGGAACUAAGUAAAGUCUUUCCAGAGGAAAUGAUCAAGUAUAAAGCCAUUCACGGUGAUGAUCCACCUUCAUAGUCCUCAUUUCAGAAGUCUUGGAACUGUCAAACUUUUUUUUUUUUUUUUUUUUUAAAUAACCAAAUGGACCUUAACUUAAACGUCCAACAACUAUGGAAUUUCUCUGAUCUUUACAUGGAAGUUUAGUUUUGUGGUCCAUCUGGAAUAUUGAAAAGUUGCACUGCCUUAUUGUAAGAUCCAUCGGAACUCGAUACAUUGCAGCAAUUCUGUAAAAAAGGUCAAUGCAACAUUAAAUAAUGCAACUGUUUUAUACUGUUUUGCCACUAAAGACAUUUGUAAUAAACAAUUGUUUUGCUAUUGUAA
This is a messenger RNA of Polyodon spathula (Mississippi paddlefish), 850 nucleotides long. RefSeq names its product mediator complex subunit 10 (gene med10). The coding region runs from base 143 to 547 and encodes 134 amino acids. The transcript has 4 exons. Gene Ontology annotation, biological process: positive regulation of transcription by RNA polymerase II. Gene Ontology annotation, molecular function: transcription coregulator activity. Lineage: Eukaryota; Metazoa; Chordata; Actinopteri; Acipenseriformes; Polyodontidae. The record is from RefSeq and is a predicted model, not a curated record. Gene Ontology annotation, cellular component: mediator complex; chromatin.